This is a messenger RNA of Frieseomelitta varia, 5436 nucleotides long. It is a transcript of the gene Sara, whose product is annotated as zinc finger FYVE domain-containing protein 9. The coding region runs from base 759 to 5033 and encodes 1424 amino acids. Gene Ontology annotation, biological process: endosomal transport. The record is from RefSeq and is a predicted model, not a curated record. Gene Ontology annotation, molecular function: metal ion binding. Lineage: Eukaryota; Metazoa; Arthropoda; Insecta; Hymenoptera; Apidae. Gene Ontology annotation, cellular component: early endosome membrane. The transcript is spliced from 14 exons.
CUCAAUGCGCAUUAUAACCCAUGUCUGUAAAUUCAAGAUACACGCGUGUAUUUUACAGAUGUUUUGCAAUAUCUAGAACAACAUUUGAACCAGUCGGUUCAAUUUACAUGCAAAGCACGUGAAUCUUCAUUAUAAAAGAUACCGUUUCUCGAUGUCAUUACAUCAUAGAGAGAAACUCUAUAGAACAGGAAUCCUAUUGUAGUAAAUUUCAAUUACGGUAAAUCACGUUAAUUUAGAGUUGUUACGUUCUCGCUCGUAACGAAGUCAACAUUUUCCGAAAUUGAUACUCGUCCAACGACGAUCGACUGAUCGAUAAUACGGGAGUAAAUUGUUCGAUUCAUCGAUAGGCGAACGUUUAUCUCCGCGUAGAAUGACAGUUCUACGAGCCCAGGUACCAGUGUACGAGCGUGUAUGCAAGUACUUGUUCCAUUAUCAUUUAAUCCACGUGAUGGCCGAAAAUUUAUGGUUAUUUUUUUGACUUCUCCAGGCGUGACUCAGGCGGUUGAUCAUCCUCCGUUUCAUUGAUGUCAUCGGCUGCGCGUUAUGGGUGACAAAGGGAGACCGAUUGAAAACACCUAGCGCAAAAGUGUGACUUCCGUUACGCGGAAUGACUGUGAUUCGCUCCGGAAGAAAAUUCUAAAGUUACGUCGUACGCUUUACACGGACGGUUAAUGGAAUCGUGUUUACCAUUGUCAGAAGUCGGAUAGGAGUGUUUGUUAAAUGAUAUCGGAAUUGGCGUAGCUAACACUGACGGCGCAAUGGAAAAAUUUGCUAUCGAUUUGGACAAGGUUUUGGACGAUUUCGAAUUCAACGAAGAUUGCGCAGAGCAAAUAGCAUCUGUUAAUCCUUCGGCAAACAAUGCGUCAUCUUCUUCAGUUAAAUGUAAUCUAGAACCUUCAGCUUUGAAGAAUUAUAAUUAUCUUCUGAUAGAACCUAAAAAGGCCAAUAAGGAAUUUGAUAUUAUAUUGCCCGUAGAGAGGCGCAAAGAUUUGCAGGAGGUAAACACGAAGAAUAAAUGUGUCAAUGAAAAUGACACAGUCUCUGAGAAUCUCAGUUAUAAUGCAGAAGCAGCAGCAGUAGAAAAUACGGAUGUAAAUCAAUUUUAUACAAAUGAAUGCACAAGUGAUAAUAAGCUGGUACAAAAACAAUCUGUUUCAUCUUACGACUCUGACCAAGUUCCCUUGGCAAUAUAUAACGACAUAUCGCAGAAGGUUAUACAGAAACAACAGAAUAGUAGCAACAGUCCAAAGAUUGACAAUAGGUAUGAUAAGAAAUUGAACCAGUUUAAUCUGAAACCUAGCGUUAGUAAUGUUUUUAGCAGUCUAAAUGAAUACAUUAACGCUCCACCUGGAAGUUCAGAUUGCAUUAGUUCUGUAUUAAGUGAUUCAAAAAUACAGCCUGAUUUAGAGACUAAGGUACCUCACUGUCAGAUAAUUCAGAGCGCUGCUGAAGAUAGCGUAGCUGUUAAACCUACAGUAGACAUAACGAAUUCAGUUACAGAAAUUCCUGUCACAAGCUAUCAAGAUAACCCAGUACCUAUAGCAUUAGAAUUACCUAUCCCGUAUGAAACUAAUGUUAAAGAAGAUGUAAACAAUGUUCAUGUAAAGAAUUUCAAGCCGUUGGAGAGUGAAGCAGAAUUCUCCAAAAAUGUUGCAAUAAACGAAGCUUUUGUUGACUUCAGUGAUAAAGCAGAUAUUGAAAAUGAGAAUUCUGAUAGAGUGAAUCAAGAAAAUAAUUCUGUGCUUGAGUGUUCUUCUGUACAGGAUAAUUAUCAUGAGUGUAAUACACAGUUACAGGACAAUGAAAUGAAAUUAAACAUGGAAAGUAUUGAUAAAAAUCAGGAACACGGGAACAGUUUAAGUCAAGUACAUAAACCAAUUGGAUUUAGUAACAUUGAUAAUUUAUCGGAAGAUGAAUUGACCAAAUAUUUAGCUGAAUUAGAAGAAGAAGAGAAAUUAAGGGAAAGCUGUAAUAAAUAUGAAAACAUUAUAAAUAUAUCACAAAAUGUUGCUCAAGAUCAAAAAGAUGAAGAUAAACAGAAUAGCCAAGUUUUUUCAGAUACUAUUGUAGGAGCUUCCAAAAUGAUAGAAUCGGAAUUAAGUGAAAGGAUAGAAAACAUUUCAAUAACUAACUCUCAGAAAGAAGAAACGGAUAAACAAUUGCAAAGUGUACAACAAUCUGACGAUCAGAUAAAUAAAGAUAAACACAAAGAUAUUUUAAAUAAUCCAAAUAGUAAAGAAUUAACAUUAUUGCAUACAGUUAACGUAGCUAAAGAUAAUAAAAUGAAACUAGAAAAUGAAUGUGUGCCUAUUGCAAAAGAUAUUAAAGACAGCCAAGAGCAUUCUAUGUACAGUUUAAAUAUUAAUCAGGGAUCACUAAACAAUAGUAAAACAAAAAUACAGUUGAAAGAGCAGAAAAUAAGUAAGCAAUAUAAUCAAGUUUGUGAUUUAAAAAUGCCAAGCGACAUCGAUAGUACCUCUGAAGAAAGAACUUCAGUGACAUCUGAGGAAAAUAUAUUAUCUGACAAUACAAAACAUAAUGGCGAUGAAAUGUCUACAUCUGUGGAUGUUUAUACAAAACCAAAUGUAAGUGACACCAGUGAUGAUUCAGAGAAGCCAAUACGACCCCAAACAUUGGAUAUUGUUUUGUCAAAUAAUAGCAGCGAACACCAAGUACUUGGCUCUACAAGUGAUACGCCAUCUUACCAAGUUCAAUCAGAUGUCGAUGGUACAAAGGAAGAGCAAGGAUCUUCGCCGGAUAUUUUAGAGAAUUCUUUGCCAGAAACUAGUUCAGUUUUGGGAAAACAACCACCAUUCUGGGUUCCUGACAGUGAUGCACCCAGUUGUAUGCUCUGUGAUGUUAAGUUCACUGUACUCAAAAGACGACAUCACUGUCGUGCAUGUGGAAAAGUAUUAUGUAAUAAAUGUUGUAAUAUGAAAUAUAAAUUGGAAUAUCAGGGAAACAUCGAUUCACGCGUUUGUGUUUCUUGUUAUCAGCUUCUUACUAAAGCUGAAACAGAACAAGGUAUGGGAGAAUGGUCUUCUGGUUAUUCCACAUACGCAAAUAAUAAUGAUAUCAAUUCACCUCAGGGGAGACAGCCUAAUCCAAAUAAUCCCAUGGAGUACUGUUCAACUAUACCACCCUUACAACAGUUAGCUGGCGGGUUGCCUCCACCUCCCACAGUUAUGGUACCUGUCGGAGUCCUUAAAAGAGAGGAUGGUACAAAAAGUCGACCUGAAAUUUCAAAAUCUGUUAUGUUCAGUGAUGGAAUAAGGCCUGGCUGUGACCUGACAGAACUAGACAUGUCGUGGGAUUUGAAACCACCGUACCGGAAAUCUGGAAGCAAACGAAUACCAACGCCUGGCUCAUCUGCUCCAAGCACAUCCGUCAAAAAGCAGAACUUACCACGUUUGGACCCAAAUACAGAAAGCUACGUGCCACAGGAUCCUAAUGCUCUUCCACCAACAGUAACAAUACAUAAAGGACAGGUAUCGUACCAUGCUGUGACGGACGAGAAUCUUCUUUACAAAACGUUGAAGAACGAGUGCGAACCACCCAUUAUGUUUGCCAUUAAUCGGAAUCUUUAUGCUUACGUUAAAAUAGUAACAUUAAAUUGUUGUGUUAACAAAACGUGUUGGAACGUAACAUCGAAAGGAUUGGACUGCGUUGGACAAGAUGAAGUUAUAUUGCUAAUCGAAGCGCUGCCUGAUGAAACUCGGGUGCCCAAGGAUCUCCUUCUCUUUAUCAACCAAUUACAUCUCGAAGCUAUGAAAGGAAACACCGUGUCCGAACUGGGAUUUUUAAUAUACCAGGGAGGAAAUUUCCUGGAUUCUCGGGAGCACGCAGGAUUCUUAUUCAUUCGGCAAACAUCGCAGUGCUUGCAGAAAAUUAUAUUACCUCCCGCCCCAUACUUAAUUGGCCUUCUAGUUCACAGGUGGGAAACGCCAUGGGCGAAAGUAUUUCCAUUACGCCUUGUCCUACGGCUCGGCGCAGAGUAUCGUUACUAUCCCUGCCCGUUGUUCUCGGUUCGGUUUCGAGAUGCAUUGUACUUUGAAAUAGGACACACAGUCAUGAAGGUUCUGGCAGAUUUCAGAAAUUUCGCGUACACGUUGCCGAGCGUGAGAGGGCUGACAAUUCACCUGAGAAACAGAAUGACAGACGUGAUGUUCCCAAGGAAUCGAUACGACCAAGUGAUCAAAGGUUUAAACAAUUCAAACGAUCACGUGUUAGCGUAUGCUUCAAACUUCAGCAUCGCUGCCGACUCGCAUUUAGUCUGUAUACAGACAAACACCGGUGAUGAAAGCACUUAUCAAACGCAAGCGAUAAGUAUCAACAAUAAUCAAAGAACAAUAACAGGCACCAGUUUUAUCGUUAUUAACGGGGCGUUGAAGUCGUCGAUGGGCCUGUCGGCCAAGUCCAGUAUAGUUGAGGAUGGAUUGAUGGUGGAAAUAAUGCCGGAAAAGAUGGAAGCGUUGAAGGCGGCUCUGAAAAAUAUGCAAGACUUCUCGAUCGGAUGUGGCCGACAAGGAGCGCCCGAGCCAGAUGAAACGGUGAACAUAAAAUGGGUCGAUAAUGACGUGCAGUUCAAUCUAGGAGUAAAAAGUCCUAUCGAUAGACAACCGAUGGAUGGUAUUCCUUCAAUCAGAGUACAUAAUGGUAUUGAUUAUAAGGGAACGAGUAGAUUUAUUCGAUGGACAGAAGUGUUCAUUAUCAAUUCCGACGAUCAUCCAAAUGGAGUUUACGACCCGGUGGAUAUAAACAAAUUAUCAGGAAAUAUAGCGAAAGCAACGUGUACAGCCUUAGUGAAAUUAUUGGACUUGUUGGCGAAUGCUGGUUUAACGAAACUUGGUGUAAGGACGACUAUUCAUCCCGACAACGUUGGUUAUGAAGCCGGUAGCGAAGGCAUGAAAUUGCCCCCGAUCUAUAUGAAGAGUUUAGACAACGAAUUAAUUCAAGUUCUGCAUAAAGCAGCGCAAAGCAGUCAAGAUACACACACUGUGCUUGAAUUAAUUUUUUAUAUACUCGAUGAUUAAAACACCUUGCUCUGUUCGCUUCUAUUUUGUUAACAAUUUUAUUAAAUAUAGCGUAUACACGAAUAUAAAGUUCGCGACGUUUGUACACGGUCGAAAUGUAUAGUUAAAACAAACUGGCGGAACCAUUGAGAAAUAGAUCUUUUAAGGAGAAAAUAUUUUCUAUUCGAGUACUAACCAUCUAUAUAGAUAAUGAAAUACACACACAUACACAAAAAAAAAACAGCGCUUAUACUAUAAAAAUAUAUUGACUCAUGUUCGAGCAUAAAUAUAACAAGUAUAAAAAAAAGAGAGAAAAAGAGAUUGUGAAAUUCAAAGUUGAGAAUAGAUAAUGAAGUUUAUUUUAUAUUGUAUUAGCUUCAAUCCAUUGGAUUCUGAAACUUAGAUCUGUUUGCUUUUUAUGAGA